Messenger RNA from Elephantulus edwardii (Cape elephant shrew), 561 nucleotides. It is a transcript of the gene DYDC1, whose product is annotated as DPY30 domain containing 1. Gene Ontology annotation, cellular component: Set1C/COMPASS complex. Lineage: Eukaryota; Metazoa; Chordata; Mammalia; Macroscelidea; Macroscelididae. The record is from RefSeq and is a predicted model, not a curated record. Bases 1 to 561 code for a protein of 186 amino acids. The transcript has 5 exons.
AUGGGGUCAAAUUACCUUAAAAAAUACCUUGGGGCAUGUCUAACUCAAGGUCUUGUAGAAGUGGCCAGAAUUCACCCAGUGGAUCCAAUAGAAUAUUUGGCAUUGUGGAUCUGUAAGUACAAGGAAAAUGUGACUAUGCAACAAAUGAAAAAAAGAGAAAUGGCUGAGCUGGAGCAUGAACGAGAAUUGGCUCUAUUGGAGCAGGAGAUGAUGGAGAAAGUCAAAGCAGAGGAGCUCAUGUUUCAGCAGCAACAGCUGGCAUUUCAGCUAGAGUUGGAAAUGCAAGAAAAAGAGAGACAGAGAAUGGAAGAACUCCAGAGGAUACAAGAACAGUUGGAAAAGAAAAUGAGAAUGAAUUUGGAAAAUAUGAAGAGUGAAGAUCUUUCAAAUUCAGAGGAAACAAGAGCAGCAGACUUGGGCAAAACAUUAGCUGAAAUUAGUGACCGCUAUGGAGCACCUAACUUGAGCCGAGUGGAAGAGCUUGAGGAACCAAUGAUGUCUGAUGUAAGCAUCUUUAGGGAUUUUUUUUUAGUGUUUUUGUCUUUACUUAAUAAAGCCUGA